AUGCAGCCACCUCAACAAGGGAAUGGUCAUCGUCAUGCAAACUUCGGCAUCCACUUCUCCUUGAACAACAACCUGAGAGCUACAAGAGAGCGAGGGGGUUGGCGGCUGUUGGUCGUGGCUGUCGUCGUUUAUAGCCUCCAUCGGCUUGCUGUCUACCAAGGGCUCUUGCCCAUCUCGUCCAAGGGCGACAAUGCUGUCAUGGCAAGAGAAAGGUUGCAUGGAGUGCAUGAAUGGAGUCCGCAGGACGUUGCUGAUUUCCUCGCCGACCUUGGGAAGGAUCCUGAAGAGAAGAAAGGGAUGAAAGGCGCAGCGGAGAGAGCCAUUCUGAACGGCAUUGACGGCAACCUUUUGCUGCAUCAUGUCGCCAACAGCCCGGAGGAGUACUAUGAAAUGCUAGGGCUCGAUGGCAAGGAGGAGGGUGCAGCACGAGGACUGUUUGCUGCGGCGGUGAGGGAUCUGAGAACGCUGGCUCGAAAGCAUCCCAGAGAUUUCUGGGAGUUCAGGAGCAGCCACCGUGAGAUGGUCUAUCUCAUGGAGAAAGCGAUCCUCGAACAGCCGAGGACUCUGAUGAUCUGGUUGUACUUGUACCAGCAAGAAGAUGCCCUGGAAAGAUUGUUUGCAUCCAACGACUCUCUGUUCUCGCAUGUGUGCUUCUGGGUUAUGUUGUACAUGUUGCCGAACGUGCUUUUGAUGAGAGAGGCGCUGGGUUUCUGGGACGAUCAUCGUUAUCUGGUAGCUGCAGUAAACGAGUAUCUACUUGUACGAGCUAGGAUUCAGAGGGCCAGGCAGCAGAUCAACGGGAAUUUCAUCAUCACAUGGUUGUGCAAAGCUCUUUGGAAUGAUCUGUGGGCGGAGACAGUUUCCCAGAUCCUCGCAGCCGCGAUGCUGUGGUAUGUGAAUGCGUCGAUAUGGAGGAUGGUUCCAUGGGUCCUGUGCGACUUGGACCUUUACUACCACAUGACAUUGCUUCCUUUCUCAAGGACUUACAGGUUUCUGCGCUGGUUCUUCCGUGGUGGGAACGAGGACCCGCCAAUGAACCAUCUGCACUUCGCCAUGAACCCCUUCGUGUUUGGGUGGCAUGGCGAGGCCCGCGGGGGAGGGCAAGGAAGCAGUCUCCAUGAAGGACCGCCAAGGCCGAUGCACUGGCCUCCUCCAAUUGAUGUUCCUGUUGACAUCUUUGAGCGCGUUGUCAGUGUUCCGGAUUCCUUCAUCUGUAAGAUCACUCAUGACAUCAUGCGGGAGCCUACGAUGCAACGGCAAGAGCUGGACCUCGAAGAAAUCAAACUCAAACUGAUGACAGGUGAAGAUCCCAUGACCAAGAAACCAUUCAAGAUGGAGGACCUGGCACCGAACCUCGCCCUCCGAGACAUGAUCGAGGGAUGGAUCGAAGAGCACAGAUCGGACAGAUCUGCUCAUGCUCACGUUGAGUAA
Molecule: messenger RNA, 1431 nt
Organism: Guillardia theta CCMP2712
Lineage: Eukaryota; Cryptophyceae; Pyrenomonadales; Geminigeraceae
Exons: 8
Coding region: 1-1431 (476 amino acids)
Biological process (GO): protein ubiquitination
Molecular function (GO): ubiquitin-protein transferase activity
Source: RefSeq, a predicted model, not a curated record